Molecule: messenger RNA, 1429 nt
Organism: Brienomyrus brachyistius
Lineage: Eukaryota; Metazoa; Chordata; Actinopteri; Osteoglossiformes; Mormyridae
Gene: chp2
Product: calcineurin-like EF-hand protein 2
Exons: 7
Coding region: 180-764 (194 amino acids)
Molecular function (GO): calcium ion binding
Source: RefSeq, a predicted model, not a curated record
UGCAGGAUCCUGCCUGAUUCCGAGCAGCACGGCACGGGAAUUGCGAAAUUCAUUUUUUUGCACUGUUAUGCUAAGAUUUGUCGCCAAGAUUGCUGGAAUAUAGAAAAGCCGCAGUUACAAAAAUUUCUACAAUUAAUUUUCUUUCUUUCUUUUUUUAAUAAAACAGUCCGCAGAAUAGUAUGGGCUCUAGUAACUCCACCCUAUCUAAAAUCCCAAACUUGGGAAGAUUAAUUGAGGAAACUGGAUUCACCCCUGCGCAUUUAAAACGACUGUACAAACGCUUCCAAGCAUUAGACAAGGGCAACAAGGGCUAUCUUAGUCCACAAGAUUUUGGAUCAGUUAAGGAGCUGGCCAUGAACCCCAUUGGCGAUCGGAUAAUUGGAGCUUUCUUUCCACAAGGGCAGGAAACUGUAGACUUCCACUCUUUUGUGAAGAUCCUGGCCCAUUUCCGCCCUUUGGAUAAGACCCGGGCAAAAAAGCUAGACAGCCCAGAGCCUAUCAACAGCAGGAUUGGCAAGCUGAGAUUUGCCUUCCAGCUGUACGACCAAGACAAUGAUGGCAAGAUCUCUCGUGAUGAGCUGUUACAGGUGCUGCGUGCCAUGCUUGAAAUGCAAGUGACAGAGGAGCAGCUGGAGAGCAUCGCGGACCGCACCAUUCAAGAGGCAGACUUAGAUGGGGACAAUGCCAUCUCCUUUGAUGAGUUCCGGAAGUCAUUGGAGAAGGUGAACAUUGAACACAAGAUGAGCAGUCGCUUUCUGCGCUAAUUAGGACAAGGCUGGGUGAAACUGUUUUUUGGUUUAUGGUCAGAGCUUCGACUGACUGGAACUACUAACCCAACUGACUGAUCUCUCUGAGAUCUGAUCAUGGUUUUCACUUAUUCUCUUUUUGUAAAGAUUUUCCAAGGUAUUUUUUCUACUAAAAGGAAACCUGAAAGAAAGAGGGACCCUUCUCAGUGGUAUAUGACAAAAGAGGGAGACAGUAUUUGUAAAGAUGCUGUUGGACAGGUGUUAUUGAUAGAGCAAAGAGUAAUAUAGUCACUAGAGGAAGAGGACGCUAGCAGAACAAAGCAGCAGACUUACCCUAACAAGGCAGACAACCCCUCUACCUUCUCUCAUAAUAGUUUUAUAAUUAUAUUAGCACAUUAUAUUCAAUUUCUGUUUAUAGAAUUUCUUAGAUGUACAUGUCAGUAUUAUGUGGCCAAUAUUUGCGGUUUAUUUUUUGUAAUGUGAAAAAUUAACAGUGUUUUGCAAGUUCAGAGCCUUGGGCAUCUAAUAUCAUAACCGAUACUGUAAUAAAAUCUUGCUUUUCGGUGCUGGAGAUUCCUGUUCUGCUCUGCUGUGACGUUGAAGUCUUUUGAGACGGAAAGGCGAAAUGCGAUUUCACUUUUUAUAUGUAGCAGUUGAAAUAAAUAUAAAAAUGAUGUUCUAAA